AUCUAUUCUCUGUUUAUUUCUAUUUAUACGGAUUAUUCAUGAUGGUUUUGUCUUUUGUGAAGAAUGAAAAGGAAAAAUUGAUAUAUACUUAAUAUGUAACGUUAAAAUUAAAAAACAUGAUGUCUGGUAAAGACUGAUGUGAAGGUCACAAUGGAAAGUGUAAGAGAUUUAACGGCAAUAUUGCCUUAUGUACAGUCAGGACUUCUUAGUCAAGAACAACAACAUCAAAUCACAAAUUAUGCGCCAAGCUCAGACCGCUACAAUCGCAAUGCCGACAGUGGUUAUUCAUCUCGCAAUGGUACAUCUCAUGGUGAUUAUUUGUCUGAACUGGACUCUUCAAAUACCUUUGACUCACCAUACAAAAAGAAUAAAAUUACAAUCGAGGCACUCUGCGUUCACUACAAAUUUCUCAAGUCUGAGAUAGAUCCAAAGGAAGUUGAAGACUAUCUGUAUGAAUUGGAAGCAAUAGACGACGAAAUAUUGGAGAAGUGUAAUGCAGCUACAAACAGAAGAAGGAGGGUUGAUAUUCUUGUGAAGCAUGUGUAUAAUAUUGCAAAAUGGAACAACGAUCAGAUUUUGAAGCAUUUUGAGAAGUCUCUUAUACGCACCAACCAAAGCUAUGUAGUAGACAAAAUAACAGAACCUUUUUCAGAACUAAAUGUAAGAGUCACUAUUCCAAAUGCACAAUUGAAAGGUUUCAUUCACGAAAUGGAGAGUGGUAUUUUUGAAAACGUUGACCCUAAAAAUUUCAUUGAUGAUCUUAUAUCUGAGGGGGCUAUAACUUUUGACGAACAUGAGGACAUAUCACAACAUCCAUUUAGGAGGGACAGGAUUUCAUUUUAUAUGAAUAAAGUGAAACUGGCGUUCAGCUCUGCAAAUAAUGAGAUUCGUCUUAGAAAGCUUAUUCUGCCAAUGAUCAAUGUUUAUCCGAAAGUAUUUGAAGAAUACGAGAAUAAAUCACAUCGGAACCCUUCAAACGUGCCGCUAGUAAAGCUUGAUUCAUUGGUGCAAGUGAGAUGUCAUCUUAAAGGAAAAAGAGGAAAUUGUGAUUUUCGGCAGAUAGAACGCAACUGUGUCCGUAAUUUCUACUCCGACCAAUCUAAAUAUGAAAACUGGCUCGAAACAUGA
Messenger RNA from Ruditapes philippinarum (Manila clam), 1128 nucleotides. RefSeq lists its product as uncharacterized. The transcript has 8 exons. Bases 151 to 1128 code for a protein of 325 amino acids. The record is from RefSeq and is a predicted model, not a curated record. Lineage: Eukaryota; Metazoa; Mollusca; Bivalvia; Venerida; Veneridae.